CACGGAACUGGUGGGAUCGCACCAUGGCCUGGGCCCCUCUGCUCCUCGCGGUGCUCGCCCACAGCUCAGGUUUCCUGGUCCAGGCAGCAGUGACUCAGCCGCCCUCGGUGUCAGCAAACCUGGGACAAACCGUCAAGAUCACCUGCUCUGGGAUUGACACCGGCAGUGGUUAUGCUGGCUGGUACCAGCAGAAGGUACCUGGCCAUGCCCCUGUCACCAUGAUUUACUGGAAUAGCAACAGACCCUCGGACAUCCCUUCUCGAUUCUCUGGUUCUGCAUCUGGCUCCACAGCCACGUUAACCAUCGCUGGGGUCCAAGCCGAGGACGAGGCUGUCUAUUUCUGUGGUGGCUAUGAUGUAUCACUGUGUGGUAUAUUCGGGGCCGGGACCAUGCUGACCGUCCUAGGACAGCCCAAGACAAGCCCCUCUGUCUACCUCUUCCCGCCAUCCUCCCAGGAGCUCUCGUCGGAGAGUAAAGCCACCCUGGUGUGCCUGCUGGAAGGCUUCUACCCGGGGGUGGCCCAGGUGACCUGGACAGCUGAUGGCAAGGUCAUCAGCAAAGGCGUGGAGACCGGGCAGCCCCAGCGCCAGAGCAACAACAAGUACAUGGCCAGCAGCUACCUGAUGCUGAAUGCCGGCGAGUGGUCGAGUCACGAAAACUACUCCUGCAAGGUCACGCAUGAGGCUGGCAACGUGGAGAAGAGCCUGAAGAGAUCCGAGUGCAGCCGCUAAGCCUGCCGGAACCUCUCGGCACCCACUGGGCCCUCACCAGCCCCGUUCCUCGUCCCCAUUGCUGGGGGCAAUGUCCACCUCUCUCCCAGCCCCAGCUGUCCUUCCCCACGUUCCCCUGUCUCCUGCUCCUGUCUCCCCACCCUUAGUGUCACACGAAUAAACACCAACACUGAACUA
Messenger RNA from Apus apus (common swift), 908 nucleotides. Its product is annotated as immunoglobulin lambda-1 light chain-like. The record is from RefSeq and is a predicted model, not a curated record. Gene Ontology annotation, biological process: immunoglobulin production; immune response. NCBI's taxonomy places the organism in Eukaryota, Metazoa, Chordata, Aves, Apodiformes, Apodidae. The transcript has 4 exons. Bases 24 to 731 code for a protein of 235 amino acids.